Messenger RNA from Saccostrea cuccullata (small rock oyster), 1955 nucleotides. RefSeq lists its product as uncharacterized. The transcript is spliced from 4 exons. Bases 50 to 1396 code for a protein of 448 amino acids. The record is from RefSeq and is a predicted model, not a curated record. NCBI's taxonomy places the organism in Eukaryota, Metazoa, Mollusca, Bivalvia, Ostreida, Ostreidae.
UCUGACGGCAUUCGACGUGUAUUGUGUGUCCAGUAGAUGGUAUUCUAAAAUGAGAAAGGCCUCUCUUCUUUUGAUGGUGUUAAUUCUGGACGUCGCAGAUCCUAAAGGUGAAAGGAAAGUUGAUAACAAUGUAUCUAUUGGACCACCGGAACCCCAGGCCAUCUGGCCCGUGACUGAUCACCUACACAAUAAUACAGCAUACGGGGUCCUGAAAAAUUUGUACGGGGUUUAUCAUGAAGUUCUUUAUACAACACCGGGACCGGAAGUUGGCCUUGCUUCACUCAAGUUCGACGCUGAAAAAAGUUCCUUUAUGACGUUUUUUAAUGACGGGUCCUUGGACGGUUUCCAUGCAGUCACCUGGAUAUUUUAUGUGAAACCAGCUUUUCAGCAAAAAGCCGUGUUGAUGCAUUAUGCUGGAGAUGGUACGUAUCCCGGCAUGGAGCUGAGGUUGAGAUCAGACGACACUCUAGAACUUCGUAUCUAUAUAUGUGAUCCUUUGGGAUGUACGAAAAAAAACUUCAAGUCUGCAGGCACCACUGCUCCUCCAGGGGUAUGGACUCUCGUGGGAAUCACCUUCAAUAAAUUGUGGCCGUCUCCCGAGUUUGAUAUAAUGACACCCGACAAAUCAGCAGACAAAUUCACGAUUACUACGCAAAUGGAGCAUCUUCGACUGUCGGGAAACAUCCACUUCGGAGUAUCCUAUAGAGACAAAGACUACUUCACGGGAGAAAUGUCCUGUUUCCAGUUUUAUAAUACAUCUAUCAUAGGAAAAACCCAAAAGGGCACUCCUGACCUGUGUGACCCCAACACGUACGCCUAUCCGGAAUAUGGUGAUCCGAUUGCCAGCAUUGAUUUCUACAACAUGAUGUUACCCACAACUGUAGACAAAAUAACACAGGUCAUCACAACUGGGAGCACAAUGACGGAAAUGACGUCAGUCGAUGAUCUGACGUCAUUUAAUGCGAUGACGACAACAGAUAUAAUGCAAGGAGAAAGGAAUAUGACGACGACUGGUUUCCAGUCCGCAGUGACGACAGCAGAUAUAACAGUGAACGAAGAGGGAAAUGUAACGACUCAGACCACAGUGCUGACAACUCAAAUUCCGGAAGCGGCAGAUUUUCCUGGACCGGAAACAUCGAUUCCCAUUGAGGAGCGGGUUCAGGAUUGCUGCUCCAAAUUUCUUCUGGUGGGAAAACAGCUUACCCUGGCGUCACCAACGUCAACUGCUACCGCCGGAAGCUGGUCAUCAUGCACCAGAAUCUGUCUCACUGACGUCACAUGUAAUUACGUUGCCUUGGAUACUGUUAGUGGUCUGUGUUCGUUAAGUACAGAUUCUGUAACAGUUUCACAUCCAACAUCUUCUGUGUUUGAAAAAUCAGUGGACACGAAUUGCUAAAGAAUUUUCACAUACUGAAUGUGUUUUUCUUUCUUUGGUGCCAUCUUCUCGAAGUACUAGUAUUCAGCACAACAUUCUAACGAAUUGUUUUUACGCUGAAGUCUACACACUGAGUUUCCCACACAUAUUUCCAAACUGUUGGUUCCAAACUUCUCAAUUAUUAAUAAAUCUUGGGAUGACUGGAUAGUGAACAUCUAAAACAAAUCCUCUUCUAUGUUAUUGGCUGCUCUCCUUCUUCUUUUAUCUACAAUCCCUCUGGACAUUUACUUACCAGUGAUGUUAAUAAAGAUGAAAAUGAAGACCUUAAAGCAAUUAUCUUGAUAAAUCCUUAACACACUGGUGAACCCAAGAAAACAUUUCAUUAUGAUUUUUAUGUUUAACAUAUAAAAGAAGAUUUAUUUGAAUGGACUAACUGCUCCAGAAACAUAUACUAAUAUCAAAGAUAACAUUAGAUUUGAAAGGAUACCGAAUGGGCCAAUCUCCUAUCCUUCCGUUUUCAGUAAAUCAGAGGUGAUAUAAAAGAAUUAGAAGACUACAUGAACAAUAUGUCGUGGUUCUA